AUGGGGUUUCCGCAAGCAGGAUUUGCUCGAUUACUGAAGAGUCUAAUACUGAUACGAGGACCGGAUGCUACCAAGUUUCUCAAUGGUUUACUAACUUCCCGAUUGUUACCCAAUGUAGUCAAAAAAAAACAACAUACAAUAUCGGAUUCGGAUGAAAUGAGGCUUGCGGAUCUUCAAGAUAUAAUAGAUAUCAAUACUAACUAUGGACUAAUGCAUGAGGAUAUAUAUGAUCCUGACCAUAGUAUUAAUAUUGGUAGAGAUGGGAUAUAUUCGAUGAUUCUAAACUCCAAGGGAAGGGUUUUCACUGAUUUAUAUUUGUAUGCGUUCCCCUUUCAUAAUUUUCGAGAAAUGUUUCUUGAGACGAUGAAGGAGCCGGGGUAUUUAUUGGAGAUAGAUGAGGAUAAUUUGAGUAGAGUGAUGAUGAUGUUGAAAUUACACAAAUUGAGUGCUAAAGUCAAGGUACUACCUGACUUGCAAUUGCAUUCGUAUUAUUACUAUAAUGAUUUUGAUACGUUUGAUAGAUGGCUAGAGAAUGUGCAACUGCAAUAUUUCCAAUGCCUGGAUCCCGUUAAUGCUCUACAAAGUGCCAAUUCAUUUAUACAAAACCAGGUUAUCUUUAAUAGACAUUAUGCAAAGAAUAUACUAGGUUUUGCCGUGGAUAAUAGGAUCCCUAAUUUAGGAUUUAAAUUUGUUACUAAUAAGUUGGUUACACUGAAGAAUGAGGAUGGAAGCAGUAGCAUUAAGAAUGAGGAUGGAAGCAGUAGCAUUAAGAAUGAGGAUGGAAGCAGUAGCAUUAAGAAUGAGGAUGGAAGCAGUAGCAUUAAGAAUGAGGAUGGAAGCAGUAGCAUUAAUAUAGAUGAGUUAUUCUCAGCGUCUUUUAAAAAGCAGUUCAAUAUCAAUGUAAUAACCGAGGCUGAAGUUACCAAAAGAAGAUUCGAAAAUGGAUUGUUUGAGACUAAUGAUGCAGCUAAAGACGAGAGUCUUCUUCCAUUUGAAUGUAAUUUGGACUAUGUCAAUGGGUUGUCGCUUGAUAAAGGGUGUUAUGUGGGACAAGAGCUAACUAUUAGAACUUAUAACAACGGAAUCAUUAGGAAACGGAUAUACCCGGUGAAAUUUUUCAAACUAACUAAUGAACUUGAUCAUAAAAAGGAGAUCGAGGUGGCAUCAGCAGGAACACCAAUAGAGCUCAAUAAUAUACCAAUUUCAUCGUUAUCCAAGUUUAAAAUCACACCAUUAAACAAUACUACAGAAUCAGAAAAGACACCGCCAUUUCCCGAGUUAACACCAUCACCGUUUGCAUCUGUUUCUACUUCUUCUAUUUCUACUUCUUCUUCUUCUUCUUCUUCUUCUUCUUCCUCCUUCCCCUCCUCAAGACCCGUGCGGAAAAGGAAAAAUUCUAGUGGGAAAAUAUUAGCAGUAAGGGAAGAUUUGGGGCUUGCUCUACUUACAAUAAGUGACGUUAACAAAUGCAAAUUUUUCAAGUUAGAACCACCGUCACCAGAAGUUCCCAGUGAGCCAAUUGGAUUGAAAGUUGUUACACCAGAUUGGUGGCCCAUAUAG
Messenger RNA from Lodderomyces oxycetoniae, 1560 nucleotides. RefSeq lists its product as uncharacterized. Gene Ontology annotation, molecular function: protein binding. Gene Ontology annotation, biological process: iron-sulfur cluster assembly. Bases 1 to 1560 code for a protein of 519 amino acids. The record is from RefSeq and is a predicted model, not a curated record. The transcript has a single exon. Gene Ontology annotation, cellular component: mitochondrial matrix. Lineage: Eukaryota; Fungi; Ascomycota; Pichiomycetes; Serinales; Debaryomycetaceae.